Dermochelys coriacea (leatherback sea turtle) is the source of this 3644-nucleotide messenger RNA. RefSeq names its product minichromosome maintenance complex component 6 (gene MCM6). The record is from RefSeq and is a predicted model, not a curated record. Gene Ontology annotation, biological process: mitotic DNA replication; DNA replication initiation; double-strand break repair via break-induced replication. The transcript has 18 exons. Gene Ontology annotation, molecular function: single-stranded DNA binding; single-stranded 3'-5' DNA helicase activity; ATP binding. Lineage: Eukaryota; Metazoa; Chordata; Testudines; Dermochelyidae. Gene Ontology annotation, cellular component: MCM complex; nucleus. Bases 770 to 3226 code for a protein of 818 amino acids.
CAGGGAAGCCGUGUAGCUUCCCCUGGAGGAAGAGCGAGGCCCUUGGCGAGCGGCCUCCGCGGCUCCUCCUAGAGCCUGUUCCAGAGGCGCCGUCCCUGGCAGUGGCGCCUGCAGCCAGGCACACGUUCGCCGCGGGGUUUACCGGGGAAGCAACGCGAAGUUCCAGCGCCACCCACCAAAAUUUGGCCCGGUGGCGCCGCCGCCGCCGCCUUUACGACAGAGGGGCAGCUGGGACAAACCUGAGCGAUUCUCAUUUAAGUUGAAGGGAGGGCGGUUCUGCGGGGCACUCAGUGUGAAAACUGCGGCCGGCAGGUGCUGCUGGUCGCCGGCUCAGCUCACAAGCCUGGAAUCACAGAAACGUCAGACUGGAGAGGACCUUGGGUCUGUUCAAACGAUUAGCAACCGAAGAAAGAGACCGCCAACAAUGCGCAUGCGCAGCCGCUGCUGCUGCCUGCGGUGCUGAGACACGUUCCGCGGCAGAGGCUGAGCUAUUGUUUCGCGGUCUCUUCAUUUGGCGUCCGCCGACUCGCAACCGUCCCCUUUAAUUGCCACCUCCCCUUUUACGUGACCGCCUUCUAUCUGUUGGCCCUGUCGGCUUUGGCGCGAAAAUCUUGCCGGGGAACAUUCGGAAGAGGCGGGGCGCGGGUAGAGGCGGCCGCUGAUUGGUCGAUGGUGCGGCCCGCUAGCCACGGGGGCUCCAUCCGCAGCGCGCGAGUUGCUCCUCUAGCCCUUUUCGGACCGGUGGAGGUGGGAAGGCUGCGCUCGAGCCAUGGACCUCGCGGCCGGGGACGCGCACCAGCAGCUCCGCGAUGAGGUGGCGGAGAAGUGCCAGAAGCUGUUCCAGGACUUCCUGGAGGAAUUCCAGAAUAGUGAUGGGGAAAUCAAAUACUUGCAUGAUGCUGAAGAGCUAAUCCGUCCAGAGAGGAACACGUUAAUUGUGAGCUUUGUGGAUUUGGAGCAGUUCAAUCAGCAGCUCUCUACAACUGUCCAGGAGGAGUUCUACAGAGUUUAUCCUUAUCUGUGUCGAGCAGUGAAGACUUUUGCCAGAGACCAUGGAAAUGUUCCUCCAAACAAAGACUUCUAUGUUGCAUUCCAAGAUCUACCUACCAGACAUAAGAUUCGAGAGUUGACAUCAGCCAGAAUUGGCUCAUUGAUGCGUAUUAGUGGACAGGUGGUACGUACCCAUCCAGUUCAUCCAGAGCUUGUAAGUGGAACCUUCCUGUGUCUAGACUGUCAGACAGUGAUAAAAGAUGUGGAGCAGCAAUUUAAAUAUACACAGCCAAACAUCUGCAGAAAUCCGGUCUGUGCCAAUAGAAGGAGAUUCCUGCUGGACACAAACAAAUCAAGAUUUGUUGACUUUCAAAAGGUUCGCAUUCAGGAAACGCAGGCUGAACUGCCGCGGGGAAGCAUUCCUCGCAGCGUAGAAGUUAUCCUGCGUGCUGAAGCGGUAGAAUCAGCCCAGGCUGGUGACAAGUGUGACUUCACAGGAUCGCUGAUUGUUGUGCCUGAUGUAGCUCAGCUAUCCACCCCAGGUGUGCGUGCAGAAACUGGUUCCCGUGUCAGUGGUACAGAGGGUUAUGAAACUGAAGGAAUCAGAGGACUUCGUGCUCUGGGUGUCAGAGAUUUGUCCUAUAAACUAGUCUUCCUAGCAUGUUAUGUUGCUCCAACAAAUCCACGGUUUGGUGGGAAAGAGCUCCGAGAUGAGGAACAGACUGCAGAGAGCAUUAAAAACCAGAUGUCUGUAAAGGAAUGGGAAAAGGUGUUUGAAAUGAGCCAGGAUAAAAAUCUUUACCACAAUCUCUGUACCAGCCUCUUCCCUACUGUACAUGGUAAUGAUGAAGUGAAACGAGGGAUUCUACUGAUGCUCUUUGGAGGAGUUCCUAAGACAACUGCAGAAGGCACUUCAUUGCGUGGGGACAUCAACGUUUGCAUUGUUGGGGAUCCAAGUACAGCCAAGAGUCAGUUUCUCAAACAUAUAGAGGAGUUCAGUCCCCGUGCUGUGUACACCAGUGGGAAAGCCUCCAGUGCUGCUGGUCUAACAGCCGCUGUAGUGAAAGAUGAGGAGUCUCAUGAAUUUGUCAUCGAAGCAGGAGCCCUGAUGUUGGCAGAUAAUGGGGUUUGUUGCAUUGAUGAAUUUGACAAAAUGGAUAUACGAGAUCAAGUUGCCAUUCAUGAAGCAAUGGAGCAACAGACUAUAUCCAUAACAAAAGCAGGAGUUAAGGCUACUCUGAAUGCCAGGACCUCCAUUUUGGCUGCAGCAAACCCAGUUGGUGGGCGUUAUGACAGAUCAAAAUCUCUGAAACAGAACAUAAAUCUGUCAGCUCCCAUCAUGUCCAGAUUUGAUCUCUUCUUCAUUCUUGUGGAUGAAUGUAAUGAGGUUACGGAUUAUGCCAUUGCCAGGCGCAUAGUGGAUCUGCAUUCCAGAAUAGAAGAAUCUGUUGAUCGUAUCUAUUCAUUAGAUGAUAUCAGAAGGUACCUGCUAUUUGCAAGACAGUUUAAACCAAAGAUUUCUAAAGAGUCAGAGGACUUCAUAGUUGAGCAGUAUAAACGAUUACGUCAACGGGAUGGCUCUGGAGUUAUAAAGUCAUCCUGGAGAAUCACAGUACGACAACUGGAGAGCAUGAUUCGACUGUCUGAAGCUAUGGCCCGAAUGCACUGUUGUGAUGAGGUUCAUCCAAAACAUGUGAAGGAAGCAUUCAGGUUAUUAAACAAAUCUAUCAUCAGAGUUGAGACUCCAGAUGUCAAUUUAGACCAAGAUGACGAACAGCAAAUGGAGGAUCAGGAGGCUGAAGAUGGAGUCAAUGAUGGUGCAGAUGCUCCAGCAGGUGGCAACGGCCUUGUGAAUGGGAUCAGUGACCACUCUGAGGAUGCAAACAAAGAUGCAGCCCUAAAAGCUUCCAUGAAACUUGGCUUCUCUGAAUACCGCCGAAUCUCUAACCUCAUUGUGCUGCACCUCAGGAAAGCAGAAGAAGAAGAGGAUGAUUCCUCAUUAAAGAAGAGUGAUCUUAUUAAUUGGUACUUAAAGGAAAUUGAAUCAGAAAUAGAGUCUGAAGAAGAGCUUAUAAAUAGAAAGAAGAUCAUAGAGAGAAUCAUUCAUCGACUUAUACACUAUGACCACAUUCUAAUAGAACUCACCCACACUGGCCUAAAAGGCUCCGCAGAAGGAGAGAGCUUUGAUGAAGACCCGUACCUGGUAGUUAACCCCAACUAUCAGCUGGAAGACUAGGGGUUGUAAUGUACCAUAGUAGGACUUAAUUUGUUAAUGUUGGAAAUGCAUUCUUUGUACAUUGUUGCAAUACUCGCUGGAUAGCUAAAUUCUUAAAUUUGUAUGAACACUUUAUUGUGGAGCAGUACUCUUAGUAAUACCUGAUUCUUCAUAGAUAUUCAGCAUUCCUGAAAUGUGGUUUUAUAUAAGUGACACAUUUAUAUAAUGUUUCUGUGGGUUUUUUUUUUUAAAUGGCCUUCUUCCAAACAAGGCAAAGUAAGGCAACAUGAGAUCUCUUCGGCAUGGAGCUAUCCAGAUGCUUUUUUAACAGUGGGGAAAUUUGCACCAUUCUUCUCUAGUAUCUGUUAGUGAGAUUUUAUGAUGCAGAUUUUUACAAUUCUGUUUUUCCUAUUAAAUAAAUAAAAAUUUGUUAAAUGUC